Messenger RNA from Impatiens glandulifera, 573 nucleotides. RefSeq lists its product as uncharacterized. Gene Ontology annotation, cellular component: extracellular region. The coding region runs from base 68 to 394 and encodes 108 amino acids. The transcript has 4 exons. The record is from RefSeq and is a predicted model, not a curated record. NCBI's taxonomy places the organism in Eukaryota, Viridiplantae, Streptophyta, Magnoliopsida, Ericales, Balsaminaceae. Gene Ontology annotation, molecular function: growth factor activity. Gene Ontology annotation, biological process: cell population proliferation.
CUCAUUUCUCAUUUAUCUGUCUUUGAGAGGGGCUCCGGGUAGGUAGAACUAGAAAGUUGAAGGUAUCAUGAUGAAGCUAAAGUUAAAUCCAUGUGUUCUUCUUUUCUUCUAUGUUUCCCUUAUCACAUUGGCUGGUCACUACUUGGAAGUCAAACAAGGAGAUCAAGAGAUGAAUCUUCCACUUAGUGAUGUAUCAGCCGGGAUUUCUCCUCCGGCAGUAGAUCAUCAUAUGAUGAAUGAGAACAAUUUGAUCAACCCUUUCACAAAUCAUCUCAUGGAGGGAAUAAUAAUGGAUCAAGAAUGUGAAAAUGAUGAUGAAGAAUGCCUGAUGAAGAGAAGGAGUAUUUAUGAGGCCCAUUUGGAUUACAUCUACACUCAACACCACAACCCUUGAUGGUUUCUCAACUCAUCUCAUCAAUAAUGCGAAUCAUUCCUGACAAAUUUGAGCAGUUUACGAGGAGUGGACAGCCAUGCAUUGCAAAGAUUCUGCUUCUUGGUAGCUGAACUAAGGAUCAGUCAUAAAGCAAUUCAUUACUCCGCUCAAUGAAGCAAAAGUUUACAUCUUUCUCUAGA